AUGCUUUCCCGACCAGCGACCAAGAUCAGCCUGACCAUGGACGACAUUAUCUCUUAUGAACACCGUAAGAUGGUGCGAGAUACUGCCCGCCAUCGGGAGCUUGAGCAGCAAAUGGACAGCUCUCAAGACACCAGCCAGAGCACAGUGGACGAGGCCGCCACCACCACUUCACAGCAGGACAUCACGCCAGCACAGCAGACACGAGCUGCGAAGGCGAAGGCUGCGCUCCCCACCGCUCGCGCCGCUCUGGAUCUCCCAGCACUGUCACCGUUGGAGCUCGGUAUCAAGCUCUCCAGUCUGGACAGUCCUGGCCUUGAUCCACAAUUGCAAUACUACAGUCUGGGCGACAAUGAAGCACCUGAAGGCACCCACAACCACAAACGUGUCGCUUCAGACUCUUACGGCUCCGGUGCGCCAUACUGGAUGUCUCAGAUCAAGCGGCAAGGCAAGACGCCGUACGGUGCCAAUUCUUCUUUCGUCAUAUGGAGAAACGUGAGAGACUAUGGUGCCAAAGGCGAUGGUGUCACGGACGACACCUAUGCCAUCAACAACGCUACAGCAGACGGCAAUCGCUGCGGCUUCGGAUGCGAUAGCCAGACCACAACACCCGCCAUUAUCUUUUUUCCGCCUGGUAUUUAUCUUAUCAGCACCCCUCUGAUACAGUAUUACUAUACGCAAUUCAUCGGCGAUGCGAAUAAUUUACCAAGAAUUAUAGCAACGCCGAACUUCUACGGCAUUGGCUUAUUCGAUGCGGAUGUGUAUCUCGCGUAUGGAUUUUCCUGGUAUACGAACCAGAACAACUUCUACCGCCAGAUACGCAACUUCAUUCUGGACAUCACUAAUGUACCAGCCAAGCAGGAGCAGCAUUGCUUGCACUGGCAGGUUGCGCAGGCCACCAGUCUACAGAACAUUGUCUUCGACAUGGUAGCCACUAGUCCUGGACAAACCAAUAAACAUAUGGGUAUCUUCAUGGACAACGGGUCUGGUGGUUUCAUGGAAGACCUCAUCUUCAACGGCGGCAAUGUUGGAUUCUUCGCCGGCAAUCAGCAAUUCACAGUUCGCAACUUGACCUUCAACAACUGUCAGACGGGUGUCUUCCAGAACUGGAACUGGGUGUUUACUUAUAAGAGUUUGGUCUUCAACGGCUGCCUGAUUGGUAUGGAUUUCUCGCAGGGUGGCGAGGUUCCCGCCAUGAGCUCCACCAUCGUGCAAGACUCGUACUUUAACAACGUGCAAUACGGCAUCAUCACAAGUUUCACCAGCAACAGCACACCAUCGUCUGCAGGCUCGCUCGUAUUGGACAAUGUUCUGUUCUCGAACACCGAUCCAGCUAUACAGUUCCCGAACAACACUGUUAUUCUGGCAGGUAAUCAGGUCAUACCUAGCUUUGUGCAGGGCACUUGGUACAGCGCCUACGAGGCUGAGGAGGUUGUCCACAACCUCACCUGCUACGAACCUACAGCAAAAUAUGCUCGCAUCCAGCAGCCCAUGGCGGCACCUCCAAAGAGUCCAAGUCUCCUCGAUCCAAAGACCACGAAUCCCUCGAACAGGAUCUGGGAGCGAAGUCGACCACAGUACGAGGGCGUGCCAUAUACUAAGUUCAAAUCUGUGAUCACCAACGGGAAGUGCGCAGGCGAUGGAAUUACAGACGACACUGCCUGUCUUCAGGCGUUCCUCGGAACCGUGGCUGCUGAUGAGGUCGCCUACUUCGAUCACGGCGCCUACGUGAUAUCCAACACACUUCAGAUCCCGAACAACAUCAAGAUGCAGGGCGAAAUUUGGCCUAUGAUCAUGGUCGACGGGUCCGCAGCGGCGUUUUCGGAUGCGACAAAUCCUAAACCAGCUAUACGUGUUGGCAACCCAGGUGAUACUGGAACUACCGAGAUGGUCGAGUUCGUAUUCGAAACUCGUGGGGCGGCACCUGGAGCCAUCAUGAUGGAGUGGAAUCUAGCUGGUGCGAACGGCGACCCUACUGCUACUGGUAUGUGGGAUGUGCACUGGCGUAUCGCCGGCUCCAACGGUACGAAAUUACAGUCCGACACCUGCACCAAGAAACCCACGGUCCAGCACACGGCCGACCCGAAAUGCAUCGGCUCGUUCAUGCUCCUGCAUAUCACCCACACGGCCUCCUUGACGAUGUCUAAUAACUGGGGCUGGGUCUCCGAUCAUGAACUUGACUUGACCGAUCACAAUCAAAUCGACAUAUAUAACGGUCGCGGUGUCCUGGUCGAGAGUCAAGGUCCAGUGGUUAUGUAUGGGACGGCAUUUGAGCAUAGCAUGUUGUACAACUACAAUGUCGCCAAUGCAAAGGACAUUUACAUGGGCGUCAUCCAGAGCGAGACUAUGUACGCUCAAGACAACCCAAAUGCUCUCGAUUCCUGGACCCCAGACAGUCGCUACACCGACCCCACCUUCGAAGAGUGCUUCAUAGCUACAUGCUACAAGACCAUCGGCCUCAACUUCUUCAACUCCACCUACAUCUUCGUCUACGGCGCCGGUCUGUACAGCUUCUUCAACAAUUACGAUCAAGGUUGUUUGUUGACGGAGAACUGCCAGCAAUAUAUGGUGAGUAUGCAGCAAAGCGAGGGCAUCUACAUCUAUGCUUUGAACACUAAAGCUGCAGCGAAUAUGGUCGAGAUCGAUCAAGUGGCAGUUGUGCCUCAAGCGGCGAAUCCCAGCACAUUUUGUCAGACUGUGGCAUUCUUUGAGUAUCCUUGA
This is a messenger RNA of Recurvomyces mirabilis, 2718 nucleotides long. RefSeq lists its product as uncharacterized. The record is from RefSeq and is a predicted model, not a curated record. Gene Ontology annotation, biological process: anaphase-promoting complex-dependent catabolic process. The transcript has 3 exons. Gene Ontology annotation, cellular component: anaphase-promoting complex. NCBI's taxonomy places the organism in Eukaryota, Fungi, Ascomycota, Dothideomycetes, Mycosphaerellales, Teratosphaeriaceae. Bases 1 to 2718 code for a protein of 905 amino acids.